Hyla sarda is the source of this 966-nucleotide messenger RNA. RefSeq names its product histidine-rich glycoprotein-like. The transcript has a single exon. NCBI's taxonomy places the organism in Eukaryota, Metazoa, Chordata, Amphibia, Anura, Hylidae. The record is from RefSeq and is a predicted model, not a curated record. The coding region runs from base 1 to 966 and encodes 321 amino acids.
AUGGAGUACUAUUACCAUCUGGGGCACAAAGAAAGGUACACUUAUUAUGUGGAGUACUAUUACCAUCUGGGAAACAAAGAAAGGCACAAUUAUUUUGUGGGGUACUAUUACCAUCUGGGGCACAAUGAGAGGCACAACUAUUGUGUGGAGUACUAUUUCUAUUGGGGACACAAUUAUUAUGCGGAGCACUAUUACCAUCUGGGGCACAAUUAUUAUGUGGAGCACUAUUACUAUCUGGAGCACAAUUAUUAUGUGGAGCACUAUUACUAUCUGGGACACAAUUAUUAUGUGGAGCAAUAUUACUAUCUGGGGCACAAUUAUUAUGUGGAGCAAUAUUACUAUCUUUGGCACAAUUAUUAUGUGGAGCAAUAUUACUAUCUGGGGCACAAUUAUUAUGUGGAGCAAUAUUACUAUCUGGGGAACAAUUAUUAUGUGGAGCACUAUUACUAUCUGGGGCACAAUCAUUAUGUUGAACACUUUCACUAUCUGGGUCACAAUUAUUAUGUGGAGCAAUAUUACUAUCUGUGGAACAAUUAUUAUGUGGAGCAAUAUUACUAUCUGGGGAACAAUUAUUAUGUGGAGCAAUAUUACUAUCUGGGGAAGAAUUAUUAUGUGGAGCAAUAUUACUAUCUGGGGAAGAAUUAUUAUGUGGAGCACUUUUACUAUCUGGGGCACAAUUAUUAUGUGGAGCACUAUUACUAUCUGGGACACAAUUAUUAUGUGGAUCACUAUUACUAUCUGGGGCACAAUUAUUAUGUGGAGCACUAUUACUAUCUGGGGAACAAUUAUUAUCCGGAGCACUAUUACUAUAUGGGGCACAAUUAUUGUGUGAAGUACCUUUACCAUCUGGGGCACAAAGAGAGGCACAAUCAUUGUGUGGAGUACUUUUACCAUCCGGGCCACAAUUAUUAUGUGGGGUACAAUUACCAUCUGGGGCACUCCCUGUUUUUUGGGAGUCAACUAUAA